AUGAAUCAAUCUCAGUCUGUCCCGGGCAUACCUCAAGCUUUGAAUGACCCAGAAUAUGUCAAUAUUAAUGCUCGUCACAAGCGUCCAAGGCUAGAUGAUUCCGCGAAUGACCAACUGGAGGAAUUUAAGCUUGAGAUUAAGCAAAUGCUAGCGUCAUGGAAGCAGGAUCAUGACGACUCCAUAAAGAAGAUGAUGGCAGACCAGACAGCUUUAGUUACGAAAUUAAUUUCCGACGUAGCCGAAUUAAAACUACAAAAUCUACAAAUACAAAAAACAAACAUCGAACUUGAAAAAUCUAGUAUCACCACCAGCGAAUUAUAUGACGACAUGAAGAAUCAAGUCAAAAGAUUGCAAGAUGAGUGUAAGGAGUAUAAAAAGUAUACUGAGUCUCUGGAAAAAACAGUACGAGAUCUACAAUACAAAUCACGCUCUUCAACUGUUGAGGUUCGGAAUGUUCUCAUUCAGCCCAAUGAGUCGACUGACGAUCUAACAAAAAUCAUGAUGAAUAUUGCCAAAGCGGUAGAUCUCCCAAUCUCAUCGACAAAUAUUCGAGAUAUAUAUCGUGUCCCAAGCAUGUCGACUUCGACCAACAAAGCCAUCAUAGCGGAGUUUACGAGUGUUCAAACUAAAACGGAACUGAUCUCCCGUGUGCGCGGUUUUAAUAACAAACACGCAAAUAAAGAAGAUAAACUUAAUUCACAGUUAAUAGGUUUAUCGGGACAAAAACAACCCAUCUAUGUUGACGAACACUUGUGUCUAUCUGCGAAGAAGCUAUAUUAUGCGGCAAGACAAUACGCAAAACAACACGAAUACAAGUUUUGUUGGUCAAGUAACGGCAACAUCUUUCUCCGGAAGCAAGUAGGACAAAAACAAAUACUUAUUAAAUCAGAAGCUACUCUACUGGAGCUACAGGAAAAUAAAUGA
Trichoplusia ni (cabbage looper) is the source of this 924-nucleotide messenger RNA. RefSeq lists its product as uncharacterized. The transcript has a single exon. The record is from RefSeq and is a predicted model, not a curated record. Bases 1 to 924 code for a protein of 307 amino acids. Lineage: Eukaryota; Metazoa; Arthropoda; Insecta; Lepidoptera; Noctuidae.